Colias croceus (clouded yellow) is the source of this 1041-nucleotide messenger RNA. It is a transcript of the gene CPR68, whose product is annotated as cuticle protein 19.8-like. NCBI's taxonomy places the organism in Eukaryota, Metazoa, Arthropoda, Insecta, Lepidoptera, Pieridae. Gene Ontology annotation, cellular component: extracellular matrix. The transcript is spliced from 2 exons. The record is from RefSeq and is a predicted model, not a curated record. Bases 104 to 967 code for a protein of 287 amino acids.
GGAUGAAGCAACGAGCCACUAUAAAUGCCGUUAGUGGCCAACAAGGGGUACAGUUCACAGCUUCUAGCAUCCCUGUGCACAUUACAACUACCAAACCAACAAAAUGGUGUUCAAGGUCGUGAUUUUCUCAUGCCUCGUGGCUCUGGCUUAUGGAAGCGUGGCUCCAGUCGCCUAUACCGCACCAGUGGUAGCAGCAAAACUUGAAGAGUUCGACUCCUUUCCACAAUACCGAUUUGGAUACAAUGUAGCCGACUCUCUCACCGGUGACUACAAGAGCCAACAAGAACAACGCGAUGGCGACUUAGUUCAGGGAUCAUACUCUCUCGUUGAACCUGACGGCACUCGUCGUGUGGUCGACUAUUCUGCGGAUUCAGUCAAUGGAUUCAACGCUGUGGUCCGCAAGGAACCUUUGGUUGCGGCAGCACCCGCUGUUGUCGCUGAGCCUGCUGUGGUUCCCGCCCGCAUAUCCGCCGCUCCGGCUGUAGCUGUAGCGGAACCCGUUGUAGCUGCUAAGGUUGCCGCUCCCGUCGUCGCUCCAGUGGCCCGCUAUGCCGUCGCACCUGCCACGUACUACAGCAACGCUGCCGUAGCUGCGGCUAGAUAUUCAGCUGCCCCAGUGGCUGCUCCAGUUGUGGCUAGAUACGCCGCCGCUCCGGUUGCCGCCGCCCCAGUUGCCGCUCCAGUAUUUGCGAGAUACGCCGCAGCUCCUUACGCUGCGUACACCGCCCCGUUAGCUGCCGCCCCCGUGGCUGCUCCUGUAUAUUCCGCCCGAUACGCCGCCCCAGUCGCUGCCGCAUACAGCUACCCCGCUGCAUACACAGCGAUUGCCGCACCUGCCCAAUACGCCGUACCCGCCUACUCAGCCGUUGCCGCGCCAGCUCGCCUCGCUGUUGCCCCAGCGCCGGCCGUAGCUGCCGCUCCCGCGAAAAUCGUUGAGACCGCCGCUGCUGGCUACCGAUACCCUUAAUUUUAAUAAUAAUUGGAUGGCUCAAUAUCAAAGACUUGCUAUGUAUAUAGUUAAAUAAAUGUUUUUAUACGGUA